Messenger RNA from Pectinophora gossypiella (pink bollworm), 3698 nucleotides. Its product is annotated as unconventional myosin-Ia-like. Gene Ontology annotation, molecular function: ATP binding; microfilament motor activity; actin filament binding. Gene Ontology annotation, cellular component: myosin complex; plasma membrane; cytoplasm. NCBI's taxonomy places the organism in Eukaryota, Metazoa, Arthropoda, Insecta, Lepidoptera, Gelechiidae. The coding region runs from base 459 to 3698 and encodes 1079 amino acids. Gene Ontology annotation, biological process: actin filament organization; vesicle transport along actin filament. The record is from RefSeq and is a predicted model, not a curated record. The transcript is spliced from 15 exons.
UACCUAUCACACUAAAAUAAUUAAAGUAAAGCCGAUAACGUUGUUAAGUAGUUUUACGCUUUACGUACGGACGCGCUGCGAGCGCCAGUCUAAUCCCAAACAUCAUGGACAUCCCUAAAUGAAAUUAAUAAAUCGUUCGUUUUGUCUGUCACUUUUGUGGUUAUGUAGUAAAUAGUGAUUACCUACUCUGUUAUCUACUGUAUAUUUAGUAAAUAAAAAUGUUAUUAAUUCUUAUAUCAUAGCGAUAUUUAGAUCUGUAAAUGCCAAAGUGAGUUAUUUAAUAGUAGAAAAUUAAAGCUGAUUGUUAUGAUCAUCUCUCAGAUUACAUGUUCUAAUGUGGAAAAUUGGUGGCCUAAGGAUGCCCGAGGGAGUGACUGCAGGGAGACUUGAAGGAGUAAAGUCAAGGAGUGCCUGCAGCAUGGUGGCAGUGGUGCUCGGGCGGUGACGCGCACGGCGGCAUGGCGGCGCGGGAGGGUCGAGAGGGCCGCGAUGCGGCCGAGGACGCGGCGCAGCACGGCCAGCCCGACGCCGUGCUGCUGGCGCCGCUCACCGAGGACACCUUCCUGCACAACCUGCACGUGCGCUACAAGCGGGACAUCAUUUAUACGUAUGUGGGGAACACACUGGUGUCGGUGAACCCAUGCCGGGCGCUACCGCUGUACUCGGCGGAGCUGGUGCGUGCGUACCUGGCGCGCCCGCCCUACACGCUGCCGCCGCACAUAUACGCUAUCGCGGCGACGGCGUAUCGCUGGGUGCGCGACCGCGGCGAGUACCAGUGCAUCGUGAUGACGGGCGAGAGCGGCGCGGGCAAGACGGAGGCGGCGCGCGUGUGCCUGCAGUGCGUGGUGCUGGCGGGGGCGGGGGCGGGGGCGGGCGCGGGCGCGGGCGCGGGGGCGGGCGGCGCGCUGACGGCGGCCGGCACGCUGCUCGAGGCCUUCGGCAACGCCGCCACCGCGCGCAACCACAACGCCAGCCGAUUCACGCGGGCUAGCGGCGCGGGCGUGUGCGCGGGCGAGCGCAACUUCCACGUGUUCUACCAGCUGCUGGCCGGCGCCGACGCCGCGCUGCUCAAGCGGCUGCGGCUGCAGCGCUCGUGGGAGGCGUACGGCGUGCUCAGGGGCCGCGGCCGCGAGCCUGCGCCAGCGCCGCCCGACAGGCAGGACAGAGACCACUUCUCCUUCACCAAGGCGGCCAUGAGCGCGCUGGGCGUGGGCGGCGCGGCGCGGGGCGGCGUGUGGCGCCUGCUGGCCUUCCUGCUGAAGCUGGGCAACGUGGGCUUCGAGCCGCACCACAACAUCGACGGCUCGCUCGGCGUCCGGCUCACGCACGCGCACGAGUUGGAGGAGGCGUGCGCGCUGGUGGGCGUGUGUGCGAGCGAGCUGGCGGCCGCGCUGGGCGCCGCGCCGCCCGCCGCGCAGGCGCCGCACGUGCCGGACUCGUCCACGACGGAGUCGUCGGACUCGUCGCAGGCGUCGGGCGGGUCGUCGCCGGCGUCGUGGAGCGGCGCGUGGGCCGCGUGGGGCGCGGAGGCGGCGGGCGACGCGGAGUGGGCGCGGGCGCGGCGGGACCGGCUGCUGGGCGCCGUGUACGCGCGGCUGUUCACGUGGCUGGUGGGCGCCGCCAACGCGCGCCUACAGGGCGGCGCGGGCGGCGCGGCGCUGGGGCUGCUGGACGUGUACGGGCUGGAGGCGCUGGCGCACAACGGGCUGGAGCGGCUGCUCAUCAACUACGCGGCCGAGCGCGUGCAGGCGGCCGCGUGGCGCGCGGCGCAGCGCGACCAGGCCGAGUACGAGCGCGAGCUGCUGCCCUACGAGCCGCUGCGCCUGCCCGCCUGCCCCACCGCCGCCGACCUGCUGGACCAGGGCGCGGACAGCGUGUUGGCGCUGAUCGAGAGCGAGGGCCGCGGCGCGGGCGGCGGGGCGCGGCUGGUGGCGCGGCUGCAGCAGCGGCGCCACGCGCGCCUGCUGGCGCUGCCGCCGCACCACUUCCAAGUGGUGCAUUUCGGCGGGCCGGUGGUGUACUGCGCGCGCGGCAUGCCCAGCAAGAACCGCGACGCGCCGUGCCGCCGCGCCGCCGCGGCGCUGGCGCGCGCGCACGAGCCGCUGCUGCGCGCGCUGUUCGCGGCGGGGGCGGGGGCGGGGGCCGGGGGCGGGGGCGGGGGCGGGGCGGGCGGCUCCCCGCGGCGCGGCGGCGGCGGGCUGGCGGCGCGGCAGCGCGCGCUGCUGGGCGCCGUGCUGCGCCGCCUGCCGCCGCAGCCGCGCCUGGUGCGCUGCCUGCGGCCCGACGCGCAGCUGCGCCCGCACCGCUUCGACGCGCCCCUCGUGCGACACCAGCUGCGCACCCAGGGGAUCGUGGAGAUGGCGCUGGUGCGGCGCGGCGGCUGGUGCGAGGCGUGGUGCGCGCGCAGCGUGCUGCGGCGCUACGGCGUGCUGGGCGGGCGCGGGGCGGGGGCGGCGGCCGGGGCGGGGGCGGGGGCGGCGCCCGACUCGUCCCCGGGCGCGGCGGUGCGCGCGGCCCGCUCGCUGCUGCGCUCGCUGCCCAUCCCCAGCGCCGAGUUCGCCUUCGGACGCACCAAAGUGUUCAUUCGCAGUCCUCGCACGGUGUGGGAGCUGGAGGCGCUGCGGGCGGCGCGCGUGGCGGCGCUGGUGACGGGCGUGCAGCGCGCGUGGCGGCGCCGGCGCGGCGCGGCGCAGCGGCGGGCCGCCGGGCUCAUCGCGCGCGCCUGGCGGGCGCACCGCGCGCGCCGGGGGGCGGGGGCGGCGGGGGCGGGCGCGGGGGCGCGGGCGCGCGCGGCCGCCGUGCUGUGGCGCGCGUGGGCGGGCGCGGCGCGGCGCCGCUACCUGCGCGCGCUGGCGGCGCGCCUGCCGCCGCGCCACGCGUCGCCCGCGUGCGCCGCGUGGCCCGCGUGCCCGUGGCCGGCGCUGCUGGGCCGCGCCGACGAGCUGCUGCGCCGGCUGCACCACCGCUGGCGCUGCGAGCGCUACCGCCGCGCCUUCGACCAGACGGCGCGCAACCGCAUGCGCGAGAAGGUGACGGCGUCGGUGCUGUUCCGCGACCGCAAGGCGCUGUACGCGCGCAGCGUGGCGCACCCGUUCGUGGGCGACUACGUGCGCCUGCGCGCGUCGGCCGCGUGGCGGCGCGGGCCGGGCGCGGCGCAGGAUCGCUACGUGGUGUUCGCGGACGUGGUGCGCAAGCUGGCCCGCGCCGGGCCGCGCACCACGCGCGUGCUGUGCGCGCUCAGCACGCACGCGCUGCUGCUGCUGGACGCGCGCUCGCUGCGCGUCAAGCGCCGCGUGGCGGCCACCAGCGUGUACCGCCUGUCGCUGUCGCCGCUGCACGACGACCUGCUGGCCGUGCACGUGCGCGCGGGCUCGGGGCUGGAGAGCUCGACGGAGGAGCUGUCGCAGUGCUCGGCGCGGGACGCGGAGGCGGCGGCGGGCUGCCUGCUGGGCGAGGCGCGGCGCCGCGGGGACCUGCUGCUGCGGGCCGUGCACGUGCUGGAGCUGGCCACCAAGCUGUUCCUGGUGGUGCAGAACGCGUGCGGCGCGCCGCCGCAGGUGCGCGUGGCGCCGUCGUGGGACGUGGCGCUGGCGGCCGGGCCGCUCACCGUGGCCGUGCACGCGGCGCAGCCGCCCGCCGCGCCCGCCCCGACGCCCCGCCUCGUGCGCCGCGGCAGCCGCCUCGACGUGCUGCUCUAG